GUUUGGUUCCAUAUUUUAUGUUCUUGUUUAGGAAAGCAAUAGUAGACGUUUUUUGGGUAAGUUUUGAGGACACUCAACACUCGCAGUUACUCAAGAACACAUUCGCUUUGCGGAGGGAAAAAAAACAAUGGCCGUCUCUUUCUAUCCUGCAAUUUCUUCUGGUCUACAUACCCGAGCUGGGUUCACACAGUCAUCUUUAAGCUGUGCGAACAAUGUUUUCGCUGGUUUAAGAGUUCAAACUCCAACAGAUUUUCCUGGACGGGCAAAAAAUACAAAUUUUGAAUUUCACAACAAGGUGUAUAGAAGCGUCAUGUCCAGAGCUUGUAAAAGUAAACCGACUCGUGGACAACUUUCCAUGAUGCCUGUAGGAACACCACAAGUGCUUUACCGAAACCCAGUGGAAGGGUCUUGGCAAUGGGUUGACUUGUGGAAUGCUCUUUACCGUGAACGUAUUAUUUUCAUUGGUCAAGAGAUUGAUGAAGAAUUCAGCAACCAGCUACUGGCUACAAUGCUUUAUCUUGAAAGUGUUGAUGAGUCUAAGAAAUUGUAUAUCUACAUUAAUGGCCCUGGUGGUGAUCUUACACCAUGCAUGGCCAUAUAUGACACAAUGCAAACUUUAAGAAACCCUGUUUGUACACACUGUGUGGGACUUGCCUACCAUCUUGCUGGGUUUCUUCUGGCAGCUGGGGAUAAGGGUAAGCGUUCUUCAAUGCCUCUUUCAAGAAUUGCAUUAUCGUCUCCGGCUGGUGCUGCUCGUGGUCAGGCUGAUGACAUACGCAAUGAAGCAAAUGAACUUAUCAGGAUUAGAGAUUACCUAUUUGACGAGUUGGCUGCUAAGACAGGCCAUCCUGUUGAAAAGAUCCGCAAGGACUUGAGCCGGCUGAAGCGUUUUGAUGCCUCACAAGCUCUUGAAUAUGGUCUUAUAGACCAUAUAGUUAGGCCUUCAAGUUUGGAGGAUGAUAGCGUUAGGAAGGACUCUACAGUGGGUCUUGGUUAGUUUGUAUGUAGUGGCUCAACGGGACUACAUUAAUGUUUUUUUUAGUAUCAUAUUUGGCUUGAAGUGGGCAAAGAUGAUAUGUUGAUUAAUACGUGUCCUGAUUGUGCUGUUAAGUUAGUCAAUCCACGGCUUUAGAAAAACAUCAGAUCGCCUUUUUAUCAGCUGAUCUUUGCAAAUAUUUUUAUGUUCUAUUAAUUCAUUUAAGCUUUCUACCAAAAAAAUACAUUUAAGCAUACACUCGUCACUUUUAUUAUUUAUUAUUUAUUAAUGCAAGUAGCUGUUAUACUGUAAAAAAGCUAAGACUUCAUUCGUCC
Molecule: messenger RNA, 1311 nt
Organism: Cuscuta europaea
Lineage: Eukaryota; Viridiplantae; Streptophyta; Magnoliopsida; Solanales; Convolvulaceae
Source: the annotation of a GenBank genome assembly